This is a messenger RNA of Medicago truncatula (barrel medic), 1081 nucleotides long. RefSeq names its product NEP1-interacting protein-like 2. Bases 204 to 863 code for a protein of 219 amino acids. The record is from RefSeq and is a predicted model, not a curated record. Lineage: Eukaryota; Viridiplantae; Streptophyta; Magnoliopsida; Fabales; Fabaceae. The transcript has 5 exons.
GUCUUGUCCUUUAUCAUUAUCACAGAAAAACGACGCACCAACACCUUACCUUUCAUUUUCCAUUGAUUGCUGACGGCUCAUGAUUUCUUCCCCAAAAAUCUAGUCAGCUUCAUCUUCCUUAUCCUUCCAUUUUCAAUCAUAAGUUGCUGUUGUUGCACCUAUGGCUCAUAAACGUUUGCACACUCUCUGAUUGGCUAUCAUUCAUGGAAACUGGUGGACGAAACGAAACACCCUUCUUGGGUUUUCGUUUUGUCUCCAAAUUUCUAUUAUGCGCCGUAUCUGGAACUCUCACCGCAUGUUUUGCCUUUGCUGGGGCCCUUACAGGAGCUAUAGCCGGUGCUUUAGCAGCUAAGGCUACCAAGAGUGGUUUUCUCCGGGGAGUUUCAUUGGGUGCAAUUGCCGGGGCUAUACUCUCGGUGGAGGUGUUGGAAGCUUCCCGUGCUUAUUGGUGUAUGGAACAAACUGGUUCACGCGGCGCGUCUUCUAUGGCAGAUUUCAUAGAGGAACUUGUUCGGGGAAGGCUUGUAGAAGAAUCACUUACACCUGCUAUUUUAACUGCUUACAAUUUGCAAUUUGAGCAGGUUGGAGUUGCUAAUAACACUGGCUAUGAUGAGUUUCAUGAUGUUCAUAGCUUAGUAUCAUCCACAGGAUUGUCGGGGGAUUCAUUGAAUAAGCUACCGCACCAUAUGGUUUUGAAGGGCAUGAAGGCAGAGGAUACUUUCUGUGCAAUAUGUUUGCAGGACAUUGAAGUUGGGGAAGUUGCGAGAAGCUUACCUCGUUGUGACCAUACUUUUCACUUGAUAUGCGUGGACAAAUGGCUUGUCAAGAAUGAUUCGUGUCCUAUUUGCAGACAGAAUGUGUAGUUUUAUUCUUAUUUUGUGUUUAUAUUUACGGGCAGAUGUAAAUGUUGUAUUAUUUAGUUGUUAUAUGAGAACUUUUUUAAUUUCUCCAUAAAGCGGGAGGGGGAAUUUGUACAGUUAACGUUUUCAUUUUGGUAUAAAAACCAAUACUCAGUUAUCAUGUUUUGAAGAGAAAUUUAUCAAAUUUGAAAAAGCAAAUGAAACACCGACUAAAAUCCAAA